Molecule: messenger RNA, 843 nt
Organism: Acanthoscelides obtectus
Lineage: Eukaryota; Metazoa; Arthropoda; Insecta; Coleoptera; Chrysomelidae
Source: the annotation of a GenBank genome assembly
AUGAAUCUGACAUUCAAGUUUUUCUCAUUGACACCCACUUCGGAUAUUUUCACGGUAUUCCUAAUUUCGAAAUAUGCCCCGAAACAAUCUGAAUGCAGCCUUUCCUCCAUAUUGCCUGAUGUUGCCAAAAAAGAAAUUUGCUUUAACUUAAUAAUAAUAAUAAUAAUAAUAAUAAUAAUAAUAAUAAUAACAAUAAUAAUAUUUAUUACCCUCAUUAAACAGUAUAUAAAAGUUUACAAACAAAAAGCCUUAAGAGAAUAAAGGGCUACAUCAGCUUGCUCCUUAAAAAAGCAGCUGCUAGAGCAAAAAAACAAACAAAUUUAAACAAUUGUAUAAUAAUACAAAUGGCUAUUAAGACAUUGAUAAUUAAUAAUAUUUUGAUAUUAAGAAAUAGAGAAAACGGGGAGCAGGAGAUAUGUUUUCUAUGAUAUCUGAGACCGUAAAUCACUUUUAAGGUUCUUCUUAAAUGUAGCUACCGAGAGAGAAAAAUCUUUAAUUUUGAAUUUGUUUACCAAAAAGGCAAUUUGAUAUGAGAUUGAUUUCUCAAAUGAUUAUUUAUUGUGUGACGGAGGGCUUUUAUAUUUUAUAAUCUUGUAAAAAAAGGAAGUAGAGUGCAAGGUAUGUCUCUGAGCCAUAUUCAACCAUCCCAGUUCAGGUAGUUUGUGGGAGACUCUUUGUCUACCCCUUAUGCCAAAUAUAAGUCUCAGACAAAAAUUCUGAGCUGUUUGAACCCGUUUUAGUUCCACACUAGCAACAAAUAGGCCACAUACCAUAUCAGCAAAGUUGAAGUGGGACAACACUAAAGCUUCGCAGAGCGUGGCUUUAGUAUUUUGUGAUAGGUAA